AUGACAGUGAGGUUGUCUAUGGCAGGGUUUCGAAGCUCGUUGCCCUUUUCCGCGCUAAUACGACAAGUUGAACAAGAAAUGGAAACAGUGAUUAAGGUGCUGCAGCCUGGACCCUUGGGAAUCAUAGAGCACAAGUUUUCCGCCGAGGAAAUUCGUAAGGCUAAUGCCACGGUUUCUAAAGCAGUGACCAAUUGGCAAAGGAAUGCAACCCUCGAAGACAAUAAUCACAUUUUGAAAGACUACAUUCACAAGUGA
Molecule: messenger RNA, 255 nt
Organism: Sphenostylis stenocarpa
Lineage: Eukaryota; Viridiplantae; Streptophyta; Magnoliopsida; Fabales; Fabaceae
Source: the annotation of a GenBank genome assembly